Molecule: messenger RNA, 999 nt
Organism: Aureobasidium subglaciale EXF-2481
Lineage: Eukaryota; Fungi; Ascomycota; Dothideomycetes; Dothideales; Saccotheciaceae
Exons: 4
Coding region: 1-999 (332 amino acids)
Biological process (GO): cellular response to oxidative stress
Cellular component (GO): cytoplasm
Molecular function (GO): quinone reductase (NADPH) activity
Source: RefSeq, a predicted model, not a curated record
AUGGCUUCACAAUCGCUCCCCAAAUCAAUGAAGGGUGUAAUCAUUGAGAAAACAGGCGGCACCGAGGUUCUGCAAUACAAGACAGAUCUGGCAGUGCCCGAGCCAAAAGAGGGUCAAGUCUUGGUCAAGAACGACUACGUUGGAAUCAAUUACAUUGAUACUUACUUUCGCACUGGGUUGUAUCCCGCACCCAGUUACCCUUACAUGCUUGGAAGAGAGGCAGAGGGUACCAUCGUCGCAAUUGGCCCAGACUCACCGCAAGGCUUUAAAGCCGGUGACCGUAUUGUCUACCUGUCCGAGGCAACCUACGCCGAAUAUACUGCAGCUCCCGCAGCCAAGGCGAUCAAGAUCCCCUCAAGCAUUGAGCCCACUGUGGCUUCAGCAGCGCUCCUCCAAGGACUCACUGCUCUGACGUUAAUCCGAGAGGCUUACCAUGUGCAAAAGGGAGACUGGGUCUUAGUUCACGCAGCUGCUGGUGGAGUUGGUUUGUGGCUAUGUCAAUUGCUCGCCGCUGUUGGAGCGAAGACAAUCGCAACUGCAAGCACACCGGAGAAGCUGGAAUUGGCCAAGAAGGCUGGUGCUGAGGUUCUCAUCAACUACAGCCACGAGGACGUCAAGGCAAAGGUCGACGAAGUUACCAACAAGCAGGGUGUCGCAGCUGUCUUUGAUGGUGUGGGCAAGGAUACAUUUGACCUCAGUCUGGAUUGUCUUGCCCGCAAAGGAACCAUGGCAUCAUUUGGAAAUGCCAGCGGUGCCGUACCACCGUUCGCAAUCUCGAGACUCACAGCCAAGAAUGCUAAGGUCCUCCGCCCAACGCUCUUCAACUACAUCGCGACCAGAGAGGAGUUUGAAACGUACACCAACGAGCUCUUUGACUUUAUCGUCAAGGACAAGAUGGAUGUACGAAUUCACAACAUAUACGACCUCAAGGAUGUUGCUAGUGCACACCAGGAUAUCGAAGGUCGCAAGACUACCGGUAAGCUUCUGCUGAAACCCUAG